Messenger RNA from Pogoniulus pusillus (Red-fronted tinkerbird), 759 nucleotides. RefSeq names its product Wilms tumor protein 1-interacting protein-like. The transcript has 3 exons. Lineage: Eukaryota; Metazoa; Chordata; Aves; Piciformes; Lybiidae. The record is from RefSeq and is a predicted model, not a curated record. Bases 1 to 534 code for a protein of 177 amino acids.
AUGAUCCUCUCGCUUGGGAGACCGGCGCUUUACGGCAGGGCGUUUGAACGGCGGCGGGGGAAAAGUUGCGGCCGCAGGUACCGGGAUCGGCGGCCGCGGCCGGCGGGAGGCUGGCGAGGUGGCUGCGGCGCCGCCCGGGCAUCCCCCGACCCGUCGCGGGCUGCGUUCCCCCCGGCUUUUCGUCGGCGGAUAACGGGGCAUCGCCGCCGGCCGGGGCGGGACGAUGGGGCUGGAGUCUCGGGCGUCGGGGGGUGUGCCGGUGGGCGCCGGUCCCCGAGGCGGUGGAGGGGAAACCUCGCUGUCGGCGUGUGCUGCGGCGGAGUGCCGCUCGUCCCGUAUCGCCGCGUUGGGGGACUGGCCCGUAUCCUGCCUCCCGGCCCGGGUGGGCCGCCCCGGUUCCAGGUGCCUCCUGCCCCGCUGCCGUGCGGCCUGCUCAGCUCGAACCCAGCGGCAGCCGCCUCCAGGUCUAAUCAAGAAACAAACAGCUGGAUGAGAGUGAUGCUGUUCCAACGAUGGGAAAUCUGUCACUCUUGAGGUUUCCUGAGUCAUACUUCCUGCUUUUAUGAAGAGGAGGUCUAAAAUUUUAUGCCCUAAAAAACAAGAAAGGAUCAAUUUCACACAGAUAAUUCAUAAACAACCUCGUUUGAGCAUAAUAAAAAUAUUUAAUGUGUUGAAAGCUAAAGCCUUGCCAUCAAACACUUGUACUGUUUAUUUACUCUUGCUUUCCACUUCAGGCAAUAAAAUAAUUUAGUAAAUUUC